AUGUCAAACUACAAAACGGCUUGCGCAUCCGACUUGGAAACAGAAGUCCAUACCUAUGAGAACGUUGUUUAUCUCAGUCUCGGUGUGACGCUCAUCUGUAUGGUCGUUCGUCGGGCGAAGGCUGAAGGAUUCAAGGAAAACCCAGCACAAGGUGCCAAGGUUUUGUUUUCCUUUGCCGGCAUCAAGGUCAUUCUUGGUAUUGUUCUACUGAUCACCUUUCCUGGAUGUCCUGAAACAUGUGGUAAUCUCUGCAACGACGACAGCAACAGUAGUGCACAUCACUACAUUUAUCCCAUUGUUGUCUUUGUGAUUGCCCUCUUAUGGUUUCAUAUCGGUAGCAAGUACCGUAAAUUGGCUGCUAAUGGUGCUGCCUUCAUGGGAGAAGGGGAUCGCAUGAUGGGGGUGGAAGCAACAUCACCAACCACCAACAUGAAGGAAAUGGUGUAA
Messenger RNA from Cylindrotheca closterium, 447 nucleotides. The record is from the annotation of a GenBank genome assembly. NCBI's taxonomy places the organism in Eukaryota, Bacillariophyta, Bacillariophyceae, Bacillariales, Bacillariaceae.